This is a messenger RNA of Verruconis gallopava, 486 nucleotides long. RefSeq lists its product as uncharacterized. Bases 1 to 486 code for a protein of 161 amino acids. The transcript has a single exon. The record is from RefSeq and is a predicted model, not a curated record. Lineage: Eukaryota; Fungi; Ascomycota; Dothideomycetes; Venturiales; Sympoventuriaceae.
AUGCUGCCGCAUCAUAAAAGUCCCCAUACUCCAAACCAACGCUUCGUUCCCUUAUCCGCGACCAUCGUUGAACCGUUGCAUCUCCCGAAGACCAGCCGUGUCGGUCGCGGAUACCUGCGAUUCAAGAAGGCGUGCGAAACCAUUUUCGCCGAGAUGAGCUCGGCCGGCGACGAGCUCGACGAUGAAUCUGAUGGCGACGAGCUCGUGAAGACGGAUCCGAAGAUAGCAGGGCGCGGCUGCACGGCCCAAGCAACUUGGAGCAGCGAUGGGAUUCGCGAAGUAAGUGAAGAAGCCGAUCAUGUGACGGUGAUUCACGAAGGAAAGAACAAGGGCAAUCAUCCUUCAGCAAGGCAACGACGCUUAGCGACCAGACUGGCCGCGCUUAGAUAUCUUGCCAAACACGGAUGGGACGAUAUCGGCGGCAGCGAGGCUACGAAAACCUCGAAAGACGGACAGGAAAAAGCCGAAGGAAAUAUCCCGCGUUGA